This is a messenger RNA of Fonsecaea erecta, 1530 nucleotides long. RefSeq lists its product as hypothetical. Gene Ontology annotation, biological process: chromate transport. The transcript is spliced from 6 exons. The record is from RefSeq and is a predicted model, not a curated record. NCBI's taxonomy places the organism in Eukaryota, Fungi, Ascomycota, Eurotiomycetes, Chaetothyriales, Herpotrichiellaceae. The coding region runs from base 1 to 1530 and encodes 509 amino acids. Gene Ontology annotation, molecular function: chromate transmembrane transporter activity.
AUGACCCUGGUACGAAUGCGACGCUCGACAGAGCGUCGCAUCCGUGAUGGGUGGGUGGACUGGCAACAGCGGAUGCGCGAGACAGUGCAGAAGAACGGCCAUCUGGGACUGAUCUGUUUCGGAGGCCCGCCUGUUCAUUUCCAAAUUCUGCACAAGCGCUUCGUGGAGAAAUACCAAUGGCUGGACGAGCCUAUGUUCCAGGAGCUGUUCGCCGUCACCCAGGCGCUGUCGGGCCCUGCGAGCACCAAGAUGCUCUAUUGCAUCAACCUCAACCGCAAUGGCUUCUUGUCCGCGCUGUCGGCGUUCCUCUUGUGGUCACUUCCCGGGGCCAUUGGAAUGUACGCCCUGUCACUGGGCAUAUCCAACGUCGGGGACAUCCUCCCUGCGCCGGCCUAUGCCUUGCUCUCGGGUCUGAACGCCGCCACUGUCGGAGUGAUUGCUCUGGCGGCCGUGCAGUUGUCCCAGAAGGCCAUCACAGACCAGAUCACCCGGAUCCUGGUGUUUUUGGGGGCCACGGCGGGCAUGCUGUACAACGCCCUCUGGUUCUUCCCGGUCUUGAUCUUCCUCGCCGGCCCGGUCACCAUUAUCUGGGACUUUCGACUGCUGCAUCCCCUAGUCAAGAAGGCACUGGGGGUGGCACGUAGGGUGAGACCGCGACACGACGGGGAUGAAAUUGAGAUGAAUACUGCAGAUCGGCCACCAGGGCAUCAACUGCAGUCCACCGGGACGGACCACGGCACUCCGUCUCCCAGGCAAGAGACGGAAGGUUCAGGACCCCCCACUACUUCCGAUGAUGCCCAUGGUGUCUCGAGUAGCAGACAAGAUGCAAGAAUCAUCCCGGCGGGCAGAGACUUGAAGGUUUCUUGGAAAUUCGGCACGGUCCUCAUAGCAGGGUUCUUCCUCACCUUCAUCACCGUCAUGGUGCUGCGUGGAGUCGUAAAACAUCGACCACUACUGUUCAGUCUCUUUUCCAACAUGUACCUCGCGGGAACCAUUAUCUUUGGUGGUGGUCCUGUGGUGAUUCCCCUUCUUCGACAGUAUAUCGUCACGGAAGGCUGGGUGUCAUCCCGGGAUUUCCUUCUGGGGUUGGCCAUCAUCCAGUCCUUUCCAGGACCGAACUUCAACUUCGCCGUAUAUCUCGGCUCACUGACUGCGAUCAACGCGUCCAUCCCCAGUGCCGCGGGUGCCAUCCUAGGCUUCAUCGGCAUCUUCGCGCCAGGCUUGGUGCUCGUGCACGGCACCAUGGGCCUGUGGAGGGCGCUGCGCACUCGCCGAUGGGUAAAAGCCGGCCUGCGCGGUGUCAACGCCGCCGCGGUCGGGCUGAUCUACACCGCCAUCUACCGGCUGUGGGAGAUCGGCUACGUCGACGAAGAGUUCACGAGCGGCUCGAGCCUGGGCCGGGAUCCCUGGUGGGUGGUUGUCACUGCGACCAGUUAUGUCGGUGGAUGCUGGUUUGGGGUUCCUGUCCCCGUGGCGAUCCUACUGGGAGGUGUCAUGGGCCUCGUUCGCUAUGGCGUGACAUCGAGCUGA